This is a messenger RNA of Sparassis crispa, 1293 nucleotides long. RefSeq names its product Hercynylcysteine sulfoxide lyase. Bases 1 to 1293 code for a protein of 430 amino acids. Lineage: Eukaryota; Fungi; Basidiomycota; Agaricomycetes; Polyporales; Sparassidaceae. The record is from RefSeq and is a predicted model, not a curated record. The transcript is spliced from 10 exons.
AUGACAUAUUUGAGACCACUUUGUCUCGACAUGACAUCUCCCAAGUUCGGCCAUGAUAUGCUCCAGUACUUUCUGCUCGAUCCAAACUACACCAAUGUGAAUCAUGGCUCUUUCGGGUCUCUACCCAAGCCCGUUUUCGAUGCAUGCAACGAACUAUCUCUGGAAUUGGAAUCUAGUCCAGACCGCUUCCUACGUCUGAAAUACGAACCACUUCUCAACGACGUACGAAUGCAACUCGCACAGCUGCUUGGCACAGAUACAGACGAGAUAGUCCUUGUCCCCAAUGUUGCCACAGGAAUCAACACGGUCCUACGUAAUUUUGAAUGGAGCGAAGGCGAUGUCUUGCUGACGACAACAACCACCUUUGAUUCAGUCUCUCGCGCCGUGAAGGAUAUCUCGCAGCGAACCCCCUGCCCAACCGUUUCUACCUUCCUUCUCCUUCUCCCUGAUUCUCAUGCUAACAUCGUAUCGAAAUUCCGCGAGCAUAUGCGUGCUCUCAAGGAUAGUUUGGCGCCGAAUGCGAAGAUCGUAGCGAUCAUAGACAGCAUCGCUUCUUCCCCUGGUGUUCUCUUCCCCUGGAGGGAAAUGGUGCAGGUUGCCAAAGAAGUGGGCGCGUUCACAAUGGUCGACGGCGCUCACUCGAUUGGUCAGGAAGUCGACUUGGAGCUUGGAAAAGCGGCUCCGGAUUUCUGGGUUUCGAGUUUGCACAAGUGGCUCUACGCCAAACGCGGAUGCGGCGUCCUCUAUGUUCCCAAACGCAACCAACAUAUUAUCAAGAGCGCCCUCCCGACAGCAUGUAACUACCUAGCUCUUACUGUAAACUUCAUCGAAUCGCCCUUCGUCGCGGAGUUCCUCUGGUUCGGAGCGGCAGAAGUGACUCCUGCUCUCAGUGUCCGUGCAGCUUUGGACUUCAGGACUUCCCUGGGCGGAGAGAAAAAGAUAAAUGACUAUUGUCAUACUCUUGCUGUCGCCGCGGGAAAGGUACUAGCCACCAUUCUUGGCACCCAGGUGAUGGACUCGUCCGUGGAGGGAGAACUCAUCCCAAACAUGGUGAAUGUGGAACUCCCUCUGUCGGGCGACAUCAAGCCUUCUCCCGUGAUCGCGAAGAUGUUCGUGGAGAAGCUGCUGUUGGAGCACAAGGUCUAUGGCGGGCAUUUCUACCACAAUGGAAAGUGGUGGACCAGAGCCAGCGCACAGGUGUACAACGAGCUUGGAGACUACGAGAAGCUCGGGGAAGCUCUAGUUGUUGUGUGUAAGGAAAUUGCUGGAAGCCAAGAUGUCCCCCUUUUGUGA